AUGGAUGUUGCUUGUAAAUCAAUAUCUAUGAAUAACAUUCAAAAGCAUCUUGCUAUUCUAGAAAAAUUGAAUAUAUGUCCAUAUAUUAUUCAAUUUUAUGGUUUAUCAGAAAUAUGUGAGAAAAAUGUGAUGGUUUUUGAAUGGGCGGAACAUGGAAAUUUAAGAGAAUUAUAUUUAAAUAAUAAUAUUAGGUGGGAUGCAAAAAUUUCAAUUGCAAGAGAUAUUUGUCGUGGCUUGGCUUUCUUACAUAGUGUAAAUAUUCUCCAUCAUGAUUUAAAAUGCGAAAAUAUUUUAAUCACAGAAAAAAUGCAGCCUAAAAUUUCAAAUUUUAGCCUUGCUCGUGAAUUUAAUGCUGUUACCCUCCCUAUUGAUAAUUUUAAUGAUAUAAUGCAUUGGUUGGCUCCUGAGAAAUUGGAAUGCAUUAAGGAUUCCAAAAAACGUGAAAAUAUUAACAGAUAUACUAUUCAAUGUGAAAUUUUCAGUUUUGGAAUGUUACUCUGGGAACUUGGUUUUCAAAGAAAACCAUAUGAAAAUAUGACUUUUAUGGGAAUACUAGAUCAUGUUUUAAACGGUGGUAGAGAAUCAUUUGAUAUUAAAUCAGGUUCUAAUUCAAUUCAAGAAGAGUAUUUUGCCAUUAUAAAACUUGCUUGGGUACAGGAGCCAUCAUUACGACCAGGUAUUCAACAGUUAUUUAAUUUGUUACAAGAAUUAUAUGAAAAUCAUAAUAUAUUUCCAUUAUUACAUCCAAUACCGAGUCAUGUUGUUGAAAGAUCACAAAAUAAUGUACAAAAUACCAUACCAUCAAUGGUCAUUAUCCAGAUAUUUAUAAUAAUUCUUUUUAUUCCUUUUUAUUUUAUUUUUUUCUUUUUCGUCUUUAAAUUGUUCGUACUUGGUCAUUCAUAUUUGUAA
Molecule: messenger RNA, 909 nt
Organism: Rhizophagus irregularis DAOM 181602=DAOM 197198
Lineage: Eukaryota; Fungi; Glomeromycota; Glomeromycetes; Glomerales; Glomeraceae
Biological process (GO): protein phosphorylation; cell surface receptor signaling pathway
Molecular function (GO): ATP binding; protein serine/threonine kinase activity
Source: RefSeq, a predicted model, not a curated record